AAACGCUGCGAAUUCGGCACAAGCGUCUGGUACCUCGUGGAAAGUGGGCCAUCCCGACACCACCAGCGUCGCCAAAGCUCCGUCACAGAAGCCCCGGCUUUCGUAACAUCACGACUUCAAUCCACGACGCUCAGUCGAACCGAGCCCUUUUACAAAGCCAGAAGCCACAGCCAAAAUGGGUGGCGGUCCGAGAGUCGCAUACCCCAAGCACGUCUGGUCGCCCGCCGGUGGCUGGUACGCCCGACCGUCCAACUGGAGGGCGAACACGGCCGUUAGCCUCGUCGCCAUCGCCGGCGUCACGGCCAUGGUCUGGAAGGUCAGCGCGGACCUCGAGGACCGACCUCGAAUGCCCGAGAAGGGCCGCUUUUACCCGAGCAGAUACUGGAGCAAGCAGGUGAUUGAGCACGAGCGCAGGGAGAGGGAAAAGGAGAGCAAAUCGGGCGAGCAGUCAUCAUAAAAGCACGUGCUCGCAUGCCGGCCCUGCCGUCGCUGCUCUUGGCCCCGUGUACAUAGAUCAGGAUCGGGAUCUCCAGCCACAAACCAUUUCUCUUUUCCCUCUGACCAAGCCUCGAGAAGGGCUCUACCGGCCACCGGAACACAUGCCCCUUGUUGUCUCCCUGUCACAUCGCCAGCUUUUGGCCAAGAGGUAUAGGCAACAAAGAAUGUCUCUCAAGACAAUAGGUAUUCUUUCGCACCACCAGUGUCUCUUUGAAUCUUUUGGCCCACAUUCCCUUGUUUUUGGAAUCAAUGCCUGACUUUCAAAGGCCUCCAUCCAG
This is a messenger RNA of Gaeumannomyces tritici R3-111a-1, 776 nucleotides long. RefSeq lists its product as hypothetical. The coding region runs from base 176 to 457 and encodes 93 amino acids. Lineage: Eukaryota; Fungi; Ascomycota; Sordariomycetes; Magnaporthales; Magnaporthaceae. The transcript has 4 exons. The record is from RefSeq and is a predicted model, not a curated record.